Molecule: messenger RNA, 943 nt
Organism: Hymenoscyphus albidus
Lineage: Eukaryota; Fungi; Ascomycota; Leotiomycetes; Helotiales; Helotiaceae
Source: the annotation of a GenBank genome assembly
AUGAGUGCGCCACCUCUGUCCCAGGCUGGACCUAUCUUAGAAGGACACAGUUUCUACGUGAGUUAAGACCAUUAAAGCUGGGAAAAUAAUACUGAUGAAAAAGAAUCCUUCUGACAAGAACGCUAAAGAGGCGAUCUCUCAGGCUUCAUCGGUCACAGGCGAAGCUACUCCGCCUACCUUGAAAGAGUCAGUCAUCUUUGCGAAAAUCGGAUUUUUACAGAAGUUGUAUUAAUUAUGUACAGGUGUACACAGGGUCCUGAGGAAUCCGUACCAGUUGAAAUCCCUAUCGAUCUAGUAAGCUAUGCACCAUACCUUGGCGAAGAUGCUCGAGUCACCCAGCUUCGUAGUAAGUUUUCCCGAUAUCCUACUCUGAAUAUUAUUGACCCUAGAGAACUCGAUCAAAUGUUUGGAGAAAUGGCAGGAGAGACUUCUGGCUAUGGUUAUAUUCCUGCGGGAAUGGUCAAGUUUCUGCCUAGCAUAACACGGGGGUUGAUUCGUAAGUUUUCAGAGUAUCUCGAGCUAGUUCUCUAUCUGAAUAUCUACCUUAGAACUUGUUGGAGAACUACAAGCAAAGGUUGGCCAUUUCGAAAUGAGCCGGCUACAAGAGAAUCAAGACGCCUUCCAAUCCGGUGAUUUUAUGCGUGGUAAGUUUCAUAACUAAUUCCCAUUUUCCCCUCUAGCUAAUCCGAUGUAAAGGAUAUAUAAGCUGGCUUCAAAGAGAGAAUAAGAAGCUUCAAGGUAUAUAAACACCCUCUUCUUGAUUUUUGCAGUUUAAUAACCUGAAAUAGUUAAGAUCGAGGACCUACGAGAAGCACUUAGCCAGGUAGAGCAAAAUUAUACUAGUAUGAAGGCGCAGAAGGAUAGGUUGAAAAUUGUGCUUGAUCAGGCAACUUUAAACACUAGCAACGAAGACACGGGUAGGAAACGUAUGCGUGUGGAAUAA